CCGGGAUGCUAGGUCGAGAAAUCAGAAUGGAGAAUGCAAAACAUCGGGACGCGAGCAGCGAUGUUUUAUAUACUUCCGAGGGAUUACGUUCGACACGAAUUGGAUGCAGUGACGUCAUCGGGAGUUAGCUCCACGGAAAACGGGCGACAACAGUCGACAGCGGUUAUCUGCGCCGAACCAAAUAUCGGAUCGAACGCGGAAGAAGAGAGCCAAGUGAAUGUCAGAAGGCAGCAGCGAAAUCAGUUGGCUAUGGCUCUUGUAGUGAAAGCACAACUGCCGCCCUCCGAGCCGCCCCUGAUCAUCUCUUCAUGGCAGCUACGUGUCAGUGCUGAUGUCAAUGCCAGUGCCAUGAGGGAGUAUCCGGAGCACCGUAAGUAG
This is a messenger RNA of Dinoponera quadriceps, 378 nucleotides long. RefSeq lists its product as uncharacterized. Bases 34 to 378 code for a protein of 114 amino acids. The record is from RefSeq and is a predicted model, not a curated record. NCBI's taxonomy places the organism in Eukaryota, Metazoa, Arthropoda, Insecta, Hymenoptera, Formicidae. The transcript has 5 exons.